UCGUCAUCCUGGAUCAGCGCGUGCGCCCAACUCCCUGCCAUUCUCUGCGCCAGGCGAAGGGCGACGCCUCCAGGUAAAACUGAGGAGGUGCAGGAGGCGGACUCUACGCAGGGCCAGUGGUGCCCGAGCCGUCAUAGCUCUUGGCCACCCGGGGCGGGUGCGAUGGCGGAGGAUCAGAGGUGCGACAGCGUGGGGUCCGAGCCUUGCUCUGAGGCAGCGGCGACUGCGGAACCUAAGGUGUCUUCAUCGAAGACCGCCGAAGUUGUCGCAAGAUCGUCGAAGCCCGAGGACUACAGUAGCAAGUGCGUGUUCUGCAGGAUCGCGGGGCGGCAGGAACCGGGCACCGAGCUCCUGGACUGUGAGAAUGAAGACCUAGUUUGCUUCAAAGAUAUCAAACCAGCAGCACCUCAUCAUUAUCUUGUGGUGCCAAAAAAGCAUAUUGGAAACUGCAGAGAGCUAAAGAAAGAUCACAUAGAACUGGUUGAGAACAUGGUAACUGUUGGAAAAAGCAUUCUUGAAAGGAAUAAUUUCACUGACUUCAAAAAUGCCAGAAUGGGUUUCCAUAUGCCGCCUUUUUGUUCCAUUUCCCACUUGCACCUUCAUGUUCUGGCACCUGUCGAUCAACUUGGCUUCUUAUCAAAAUUGGUUUAUAAAGUGAAUUCCUAUUGGUUUAUCACAGCUGAUUGUUUGAUUGAAAAACUAAGAACAUGAAAAUGUCAACAGUGGAAGAUUUUUCCUAAUCUUGGCUCAACAUAAACUAAUAUUUUGGUCCCUUUGAAGUCUAAUUACCAUUGUAAGGUUUGUUGGGUUUUAUGAGAGGCUAUUACUGGGUAGCCUUAAAUCUUUUUUGAAUGUUUCUUGAGAUCUGUGAUACAGUUACAUGGAUACUUUGUCACUAACUUCUUUGUUUUAAUGGUUACAUGUCUAAGGUAUAAGAUACUGUAGAUAAUAUCCCAUUAAAACAAGUUCUGUUAAUCAGGGAGGGCUCUAUUUUCUUUUUUAAAAGUUCAAAUGUUUUCAUUUUUCCAGUAGUCAAUUAUAAUCAUGAUUUAUUUAUGAAGAAUAAACUGAUAUAGAAAGUA
Leopardus geoffroyi (Geoffroy's cat) is the source of this 1082-nucleotide messenger RNA. RefSeq names its product histidine triad nucleotide binding protein 3 (gene HINT3). Gene Ontology annotation, molecular function: catalytic activity. The coding region runs from base 163 to 711 and encodes 182 amino acids. The record is from RefSeq and is a predicted model, not a curated record. NCBI's taxonomy places the organism in Eukaryota, Metazoa, Chordata, Mammalia, Carnivora, Felidae. The transcript has 5 exons.